Daldinia decipiens is the source of this 1854-nucleotide messenger RNA. RefSeq lists its product as uncharacterized. Lineage: Eukaryota; Fungi; Ascomycota; Sordariomycetes; Xylariales; Hypoxylaceae. The coding region runs from base 1 to 1854 and encodes 617 amino acids. Gene Ontology annotation, cellular component: membrane. The record is from RefSeq and is a predicted model, not a curated record. Gene Ontology annotation, biological process: transmembrane transport; metal ion transport. The transcript has 4 exons. Gene Ontology annotation, molecular function: cobalt ion transmembrane transporter activity; cobalt ion binding; magnesium ion binding.
AUGACCAUUCAAGGUGAGAAGGGAGCCACAUCCUCUAGAUUAGAAGCAGAGGAUAUGCCGGGGCCGAGCAAUAUAGCAUCCGAAAAGUCCCCGCUAGGUUUGAAAGGUAGGACUAUGCCAGAAAAUCCAGAGUCAAUGGCCGAGUCUAUGCUGCACAUAUUCUCUUGCCUCGCCGGCGUUAUUCACCCUGGCUCCGAUGCUAUCGAUGAGGAAGCCCUUUACAACCAUCUGGAAGAGGUAGAUGACUACUUACUUUCCAGGACAAGUUUCAGCGAUCGCCGUGCUUACAGUACGUGUCAUGAAGCUACCUACGAUGAAAUCUACGGCGAUCUCGAACAAGAAGGAGUUGAACUCUCAAAGCCGACUGACGGUCAGCACGAAAGGCAACAUGAUUACGAAGAACGACUGGACAUCUUCAAUGCGGCUAACGCGAUUUUGAAUUUUUUCUUCCCGCCCAAUGUAGAGGUGCCGACAAUUCGAAAGUUUUGGGGUGCAUUGAAAUUUAUCGUCAUUGACAGUAGAACUAACACAUAUAAGUCUACUUCGAAGAUACGGCGCAAACUACGAGACCUUUGCGUUGACUUGAGGACAUUCAACGAGAUCUUCACUCAAUCAGGAAGACAGGAGCAGGCCAAAAUCAUGGUUCCUAAGGAGAUCUUCGAGGGAUGGAUCCACCUCCUUAUAGGACUCAUAUAUCUACUCACGGAUUACGACAAGGCCAGCCACCUCCUCGACGGUGCUCGAUUUCUCAUCUAUAGAGGUAUGGUGACUAUGGUUCGCUUGUUAUCGAAAAGGCCACUAUUAGAUAACUCUGUUGUUUUGCCACUGGAACUUCUGUCCCUACUAUGUAUGAAACUACUGCAAGGCGUUACCGUGGGGACACCGAACAUUAACGAGCACUAUUCCGAUUGUCUCGACAUAAUAGAGGUAGAUAUCGCAUCCAAACCCUCGGACCGAUCUCUGGAGUAUCACCUUAGCCGCCUAGAGGAAGAGAUAUCGGCUAUAGAUCGAGUUGUCGUGGCUCAAGAAUCCGUUUUCCAGUCACUGCGAAGCUUCACGCAAGAGAUGAGCCGAGGUGAGAGGCUGUUCGAGCCAAACCGCGAGAAUUAUUCCAUGCAAGCUUACGAAUCUGAUCCAACCUACCGACCCAAAGAAAGUUCUGAAGGAUACUAUACUCAGAGGCCCAGCAGGCGCUCGCAGCAGACGAGGUCUAGAUCUAAGUUACGACGUUAUUACGACCGGGUCACCUCCAGAACUCCGCGGAAUCACGACUCCUACGAAACCGCAGCUCCCGGGUACAUCCACGAAACCCAGCGUUAUUACGACCCGGUCUUAAUCUAUGAUGCGGAGGAUCUACCGACUGAUUUCAAGCUGGCGUCGACGGAUCAAGGCGGCUACCGUAUCCUGUUUCUGAACGAAUGCUGCUGGCUCCUAGAUGGACGUAAAGAUGAAUUCAAUAACCUCAAAUACCGAGUAUUCUCCCUUAAGAGAACGAAUCGUAACAAGAUCGAUACCACCAAAGACCGCCACGAUAAUGCUAUAUACGCUUUCACCAUUGUGACCAUAAUCUUCUUACCUCUUAGUGCUGUAGCGAGUAUAUUCGGUAUGAAUACGCGCGACGUGCGCGACAUGGAUCUUGAUCAGUGGGCCUACUGGGCUACAUCCGUGCCCGUGACCGUUGUCGUUAUUUUCCUUGGUCUGCUCUGGACUGGCGAAUUAGGCAACCUUGUGUACUGGAUCCAGUCAUUUAGCUCACAUCAGCAGGAUUCUCAGCCUCCGUCCGACAGCGAGAAUGACGAGAUUUUUCGUCGACGUUCGCCUCCUUCGCCGUCGAUGUACCGGUACUACGAAUAA